AUUCACUAUAGGGAGGAGACGCUGCUUGCUGGGGGAGCAGAGAGCCAGAAUGUCCAUGGCCAGCAGAGGAGAGGUACUCCCUGGGAGGGAGUCUAGCGUGAAUCUGGACACUGAGCCUUGGGAGAGGAGAGGGACCAGAAUGGAUUCGGAGCUACCUCACUGUGUGGCAAGUUCUUGCCCUCUGGGCCUCUGCUUCCUCCUUUGUUAAUGUGUAGGUUUGCACUACAAUUUAGACUUUCUAAAGGAGUUCUUCUGAAGGUGAGAAGGUGAUAUUCCAAACAAAACCAAGUCAGCGGCAUCUGUGAUUCCUGAAGGUUGGGAAGGAGCAGGUUAUGUGGGUAAACUAGUUUCUUCACGGCAGGACAGUUCACUCGGGGCUUUUGCGGCUAAACUUUGUUUCCUUGGGUGGGUGAUGCACUGAAUUCAGAAAGUAUGGGUGGGUUUGGGGACUCACACAUCUUUCCAGCUCUUUCUGUGUCCUCUCAGCCGUGCUCCCCUUCCCCCAGGGCACUUUCCAGGACCUAGAGAGCAGCUAUCACGAGAGUGCAGACCUACAUUGUUGUGGGAGUGAGAGCUGGUCUCCAAGGUGGAGGGAGUUUUGAGGCUCUUAUCUCAAACAUAAUUGUCUUUAACCACAAAGCCCUCCUCAAGCAUCUCUUGGACUACAAUCUGAAGAAACAGCCAUUGAGAAAUUCAAGCAUCCAGGUCCCCAUGUACCAUCAUCUUCAUCCAAGGAAGGGAGGUGCAGUGUGCAUGCCUGCAGGGACUGAUCCCACCGUUGGAAAGCUUCUCGUAACCCCUCCCCUCGGCGGUCCACACAGACUGUCCUGAGCUUGCGGGAAGACGCCAGCUCUUGACAGUGUGUUCGGGAACACUGAGACUGGGGAGGGGCAAGCCCUUGUCCUGGUCACUCGCAGAUAAGAGGCCCAGCUGGGAACAGGAUGCAAUGAUUCCCACACUGAACUACAGAGGCGCGCAGCAGAUCAGGGUCUUGCAAAUUCUUGCACACAAGAUGUUUCGGGGAGUGGGAAGGGUCAUGUGAGUGUCCUGUCUCGGGUUGAAGUCCUGCCCAACACUGUGAGGCUAUUAUCCCAGAAGAUGAACAAGUGUGAAAGUUCUGCUGGCUUCUGAGGGCCCUGUCCCACACUCUACAGCCAUUUCCUGAGAAAUAGACAUGCCUUAUGCCCAGGAAUGUGGCUCCAGGAAGAGUGGAUAUACCACCCAGGUUGAAGUGGGUGCUCUGGGGGUCCUGCGUGUGAGAUCUGAACCCAGAGCCGGCUGAGUUGAUAUGACCUGUUUGCCGCAGGACGUGUGUGGAUAGCACUUGUCCUGUCCAGGGCUCCGGGUAGCCGGCUGCACCCUGGCGUUCGGCGUGUGGUGGGUGCGGACAGCUGUUGCGCGCGUGGCCGGGACAAGACUCCGAGGACGCGACAAUGCAGGGCCGGGCGGACGCGGGCGAGGCCGAUGAAGAGGCGGGGGCCGGCUCGGGGUCGGAGGCGGAGGAGGACGCGCUGUGGGAGCGGAUCGAGGGCGUCCGCCACCGGCUGACGCGCGCCCUGAACCCGGCCAAGCUCACGCCGUAUCUGCGCCAGUGCCGCGUCCUGGACGAGCAGGACGAGGAGGAGGUGCUCAGCACAUACCGUUUCCCGUGCCGUGCCAACCGCACCGGGCGCCUCAUAGACAUCUUGCGCUGCCGUGGCAAGAGGGGCUUCGAAGCCUUCCUGGAAGCCCUGGAAUUCUAUUACCCAGAACACUUCACGCUGCUCACUGGCCAGGAACCUGCCCAACGCUGCUCUAUGAUCCUUGAUGAGGAGGGGCCCGAGGGCCUGACCCAGUUCCUGAUGACUGAGGUUCGGAGACUUCGGGAAGCCCGGAAGAGCCAGCUACAGCGAGAGCAGCAGCUCCAGGCCCGGGGCCGGGCACUGGAAGAAGAGCGGGCAGGGCUGGAGCAGCGGCUGCGGGAGCAGCAACAGGCUCAGGAACGCUGCCAGCGGCUGCGUGAGGACUGGGAGGCCGGCAGCCUGGAGCUGCUGCGGCUCAAGGACGAGAAUUACAUGAUUGCCAUGCGCCUGGCUCAACUCAGCGAGGAGAAGAACUCAGCUGUGCUGCGCAGCCGAGACCUGCAGCUUGCGGUGGAUCAACUCAAGCUCAAAGUCAGCCGGCUGGAGGAAGAGUGUGCGCUGCUGCGGAGGGCCCGGGGGCCGCUGCCUGGGGCUGAAGACAAGGAGAGGGAGCCAGAUGGUGCUGAGCUGCUCUCCGAGCUCCGUGCAGAGAACCAGCGGCUGACGGCGUCACUACAGGAGCUCCAGGAAGGCCUUCAGCAGGAGGUGUGCCGGCAAGGGCCUGCAGGCUCUGAGCGCAUCCUGCUGGACAUCCUGGAGCAUGACUGGAGGGAGGCACAGGACAGCAGGCAGGAGCUGUGUCAGAAGCUGCAUGCCGUGCAAGGCGAGCUACAGUGGGCCGAGGAACUGCGGGACAAGUACCUGCAAGAGAUGGAGGACCUACGGCUCAAACACCGAACGCUGUUGAAGGACUGUGACCUCUAUAAGCACCGCAUGGCCACUGUGCUGGCCCAGCUGGAGGAGAUUGAGAAAGAGCGGGACCAGGAGGUGCCCACAGGCGACAGCACCAUUCUCCUUCCAUCCAGCCCACUGAGCCAGCGUGCCUCCCUCAGAGGCUGGCUGUCCUGCUCUCUCCAGGCAAUCCAGAGCCGAGACCGGAUCCAGCUGCAGUACUCCCAGAGCCUCAUUGAGAAGGAUCAGUACCGCAAACAGGUGCGGGGGCUUGAGGCGGAGCGGGAUGAGCUGCUCACCACAGUCACCAGCCUGGAGGGGGCCAAGGCAAUGCUGGAGGCGCAGCUGCAGCGGACGCAGGGGGGCUCCUCUCUUAAGGCCUGCGCCUCUUCCCAUUCCCUGUGCUCCAACCUCAGCAGUACCUGGAGCCUUAGUGAGUUCCCAUCCCCGCCGGGAGGCCCUGAAGCUGCAGGAGAAGCCGGGGGAUCUGAGGCCCAUACCUCGUUGCAGGAGGAAGCCACAGACAGCGAGAAGGAGAUCAACCGGCUCUCCAUCCUACCCUUUCCACCCAGUGCCGGCUCCAUUCUCCGCAGGCAACGCGAAGAGGACCCAGAGCCCCCUAAGAGGUCUUUUAGCAGCAUGUCGGAUAUCACAGGGAGUGUGACCCUUAAGCCCUGGUCCCCCGGCCUCUCUUCAUCCUCCUCCUCUGACAGUGUGUGGCCUUUGGGAAAGCCGGAAGGCCUCCUGGCUCGGGGCUGUGGCCUGGACCUCCUCAAUAGGUCUCUGGCCAUCCGAGUCUCAGGUUGGAGUCCUUCUGGGGGCCUGGAGCCCCAGGAUAAGAGUCCAGAUAGCCUGCCAGUCCUUGGGGACAGAUGGUCUGGGGCCGUGGUGCGAAGGGUGCUGUCGGGACCUGGUUCGGCCAGGACAGAACAGAAAGAGCCACGGGCAGAAGGCACUGGCCUGGAGGGGGCAAGCCUAGAAGCUGAGACCCAGCAGAGGACCUUGCCCUGGAACCAGGGCUCUACACUCCCCUUCCUGCUGGACUCAAAGGCCUGUCAGUCCUUCCAUGAGGCCCUGGAUGCCUGGGCAAAGGGACCGGGUGCAGAGCCCUUCUACAUUCGAGCCAACCUCUCCCUGCCCGAGCGGCCAGACCCCCAUGCCCUUUGCGUGAAAGCCCAAGAGAUCCUGCGGCUGGUGGACCCCGCAUACAAGCGGAGUCAGGAAUGGUUCUGCACUCGGGUUGACCCCCUCACCUUACGGGACCUGGACCGGGGCACUGUGCCCAAUUAUCAGAGGGCGCAGCAGCUUCUAGAAGGCCAGGAAAAAUGCCUGCUCUCCAACAGGCACCGAAGUCCUCGAAGCAACCUGAAGAAACGAGCCCUGGGGCUGGUGAGGCCCAAGCCUGCAGGGGGCGCUGCAGGAGACUCGCCUGAACAGCUAUCGGCAGAGCCCUGCUCAGAGCUAGAGCGAAGCCUUAAGCCCUACAGUCUGGUGCGGCCACUAUUAGUGUCUGCCCUGCGGCCUGUGGUGCUCCUGCCUGAGUGCCUGGCACCCCGGCUCAUCCGCAACCUGCUGGAUCUGCCCAGCUCCAGGCUAGAUUUCCAAGUGUGCCCUGCAGCAGAAAGUUUCUCUGGAGAGGAACAGUGCGCAUCCUCAGCUCCCGGAGCCCCCAAGGCCUGGCCUGCCACCCCCGGGCUGGGCAGCAGGAUCCGUGCCAUCCAGGAGUCUGUUGGGAAGAAGCACUGUCUGUUGGAGCUGGGUGCACGGGGCGUGCGGGAGUUGGUGCAGAGCGAGGUCUACCCCAUCGUCAUUCAUGUGGAGGUGACUGAAAAGAAUGUCCGUGAGAUCAGGGGCCUGCUGGGCCGUCCAGGCUGGCGGGAUUCAGAGCUGCUUCGUCAGUGCCGGGGCUCAGAACAAUGGCUCUGGGGACUACCAUGUUCCUGGGUGCAGGUGCCUGCUCAUGCAUGGGGCCACGCAGAAGAGCUGGCUAAGGUGGUGCGUGGCCGCAUCUUGCAAGAACAGGCUCGCCUUGUGUGGGUAGAGCGAGGCAGCAGCCGAGGGGGCAGCGGCAGCAGCAGUGAGGCCUGAGGACCAUCCUGUGGCCAGGACUCUUACAGACCUCUUCCAUCCGAUGCCUGGGCCUCCUCCACCCAGUGCCUGAACACUCCCCAUUUAUGCCUGGUUUCACCUGUGCUAGAGAGGCUGCCGGUGGAUGCGAUCCUGUGUCUGCAGUGGCGUCAGAUUUCCCGGCUGGGGCCUUCCUUGUCCCAUGGACGCUCCAGCAUGGGACAUCGGCCCUGGACUCUGACCAGAGUCAGCCACUGGUUUUGCACAGGCUGUGGGGGCCCACAGGGCUGACCUUGCACCUGCCCCUGACUUGCUGCUCUGUCUCCUCACUGGCUCCCGUAUCCCUAGGUUUACCCCAAGGUUUCCGUUUGUGGGACUUACGUGUGUGCCUGGGCCCUCUCCUUACACAUGCACCCUGGAAUAGAGUUCUCACACCGUGGUCCAACUUUGCACACUAAUGGCCUCAUGGAUCUCUGAUUCUGUCCCUCCACCUGGGUGCCCAAGGCCCCUGGGGUCCUCAGCCUGCUCUGCCACCAUCGUGUGGCCGCCACAGUCCACAUCUGUUUUCGUGUGUAGUGUCGUGAGAUACUAUGGCUGCCCCAGUCUGCUCGAACCCUUAUGUCUCUUUGUGUCAUCUCUCCUUGUGUGUAAACGUCACACCAUCCCUGUGACACAGGGCACUAACAAAUGUGUGUUCUGCACAGCACACCAGAAUAUGUUCUCUUGGCUGGCUUCCUGUUCCCCACCUGCCUCUAGGAGGCCAGGGUGGCGGUGCUGCUAGGCCGCCCGAAUGUCCGGCUUGUGGGUGACUCCCAGGCCUGUUCACUCAAGCUGCAUAUAAUGAGUCAUUAAAGUUUGUCAUAGAA
Messenger RNA from Arvicola amphibius (Eurasian water vole), 5446 nucleotides. It is a transcript of the gene Card10, whose product is annotated as caspase recruitment domain family member 10. The record is from RefSeq and is a predicted model, not a curated record. NCBI's taxonomy places the organism in Eukaryota, Metazoa, Chordata, Mammalia, Rodentia, Cricetidae. Gene Ontology annotation, biological process: regulation of apoptotic process. The transcript is spliced from 21 exons. Bases 1434 to 4601 code for a protein of 1055 amino acids.